AUGCUGGAGAACCGGCAGAUGUUCUCAGAAACACUUUCGACGACAGACGUGCGGAUUCAAAGGGUAGCCAAGAAAGCACGCAUCAACGUUGAAGAUAACCUGGCAGCCGCGUUGAUACAAAGCUGGGAGCAUUUGAAGAAGAUUGCCUCGGAUGACUUCCAAGAAGACGAAGAAAUCAGAGCAUCCAAUCUUCCGGAACUUGUCCAUUUUUUGAUGGAACUAUCCAACCCUCCUAUGCCAUCAACUCUGAUACACGCAGACAUUGUCCUUUCCUCCGAACGGGAAAUGUCGACUAGGAAAGGCGGGCUUACAUGGGCCAGCAUUAUGGAAGAGGAGCCGUUUGAAGGAGAGCAUUGGGAAGGAAUCUUUCCUGCCAAAGGGAAUCAGACACGAGGGGACGACACGGACUCGUUGUCAUCAAUCGGUUCUGCUUUCAACUCUGAACCAGAAGGCUCACAGUUGGACCAAACAGAAGAUUCGGAGACAAGCCUUUCAACUCAAGAGGUCACCUCGGAUGUUCAUCUUACAAUUCCUGUGCAACGCGAAUACUUUCGCGGGUCUUCAUUGCGCAGCCGGGAGAUUGUUGAGGGCCUCCGUAGGAAGCAAAACUGGAGGGAGGAGUCGACUGCGGAGCUUCCAUGGAAUCGUCCAUUUAAUCUGGCCGACCCGUCGACGUUUGCGGCUACGUCUGACUUGGCAGCGAGAGGAAAGCUAAGCCAGCAAGCCCAACCAAAGAUUAUCCAAGAAGUUGAUGCCGUUCGAAAUGUGUUAUUACUGCUACAAGGCAUUGAUUCACCGAUAACUACAUUCAUGGCCGACGAUUAUGGAGAUAGAACGCAAGCAUCUAUAGUCUCAGACGUACCUCGCCUCAUGCACCUCAGCUUCGAGUCGUACCAAUCGAUUCUGCUCGAGUUUUGCUUCAUGGCAACGAAGCUCCAAGAGAUGCGGUUUUUCGUCAAAUCAGUCUACGAACUGCGGGAGCGACAAUUUAAUCCAAAUCUCAAACCGAUUAACUCACCUAGCCUAUCCAGAACGUUAGAGGCUUUUGCAGAGGGGGUCGAUAAAUAUAUACAUGACGUUGAAAUCUGGUCGGCACAGCAGGAGGAGACUAUCGUUCACGCGAGAAACGGGUUGGGACGGCCAGCAGUCGUUACAUUGCUGAGUUGCUCCCAUGCUUUGAAGGAGAAGGCUCAAGGCGUUCUCUCGAUCAUCCAAGAUAUACUUCGCCAGGUUCUGAAACAGGAUCUUCUUAAAGUUUCAACUACCCACCAUCGACGUGAUGUCGAAAAACUCGGCUUCCUGCGAGCAGCCGAGUUCUCCUCCAUCCCUCCAUACGCCCUGGCCACGCGGCUAUUAGAUAGGCUGGGAGACGCUGUUAAAACUCAGUUCGCAAUCGGAGAACUCGAAGCCGCUUCGACGCUCUCCCAGCUGUUCGUCGCCACUGCGGAGCCUCUCUGGGAAAGCAUUGGGAAAUGGAUUAUGAGAGGGAUGCUUGUGCGUCUCGCGUCACCCGAAGACGAAGACGACGAACCAGCUGAUCCGGAGCUAUUUGUCCGUCGACGUGAUAUCGAGUUUGUCAGCCCCGAUUUCUGGGAGCAAGGAUACACCCUACAGGUAGAGGUCGACUCGGAUGAUGAGGAAAUCCCCAACGGCGCAACGCUGGUACCAGACGUAUUUCGACCACUGGCCGCUGGCGUUCUUGGUGCCGGUAAAGCAGUCGGGCUCUUGCGUACUAUCGGAAUCGACCCUUUUCAAUCCAUAACUCACGGUGGCCUCACCGAGCAAUGGCAACCUUUCCGACAGGUGUAUAAGACGGCUACCUCAAUGCGCUCUCCAUCUCUGGCACCGGAGGGAGACUCGAACGCUAUGGACGGGGACAAGAACUACCAAUUACGAGUCGCCUUCGACUCGCUUGGUUUUAUUCUUCUUGAGCACGUUUCGCCAUGGUGCAACCUUGCGCAGGCCCAACUCAAGCAUCUGUUGUUCGAGGACUGUACCUUGAUGGAUCAUCUCACCAAAAUCGAAAGUUUCUACUUCAUGAGAAGAGGUGAUGCUAUGAGUGCAUUCUGCGAUCUCGUAUUCAAUAAGCUGGAUGCUCAGCAAAAGUGGCAUGAUAUUCAUUUUCUGAAUACUGCAUUGCGCCAAACGGCAAAGAUUGAUCGAAAGCCGUGGAUAGAGCCGGAUCUGAUCCAGUUUAUUGUCAGGGGCGGGAAAGAGAGGAAUAACGCGGCGACCGUGCGAUGCUUUGAUGGGUUCUCUGCUGAAUAUUCGGUGCCAUUCCCCCUAACAUAUCUCCUCCGAAGACCGAGUGCACAGGUGUACACCUCCGUCUUCGUCCUUUUGCUUCAACUUCGACGAGCGAAGACGGUCAUUGAGAGGAUACUGCUAAAGGGAUCUCUUCAAUCUGAGGAACAGACUGAUGCCAACUCCUUUUAUGCUUUAAGAGGAAAGUUUUCCUGGCUCCUAAGGCACGUCCUGGAUAAAUCUGUGCGCACCUUUCAUACGGAACUUUCCAAGGCUGUUUCUCUCGACGAAAUGAUUGAGCUGCACGAUAACCAUCUAGGGCGUAUACAGUCACUUUGUUUGCUACAGUCAAAGACUGCAGCUCUCCACCGUACCGUCCUCUCUAUCCUCGACCUGGCCCUCUACUUUGGAGAAUGCUUGUCUACGUAUAUGAAUGAAAGGGACAACAAUUCGGAACGACAAAAGGAUAGCACCCUUGCACGAAAGCGCAGAAGAAGGCAUCAACGACGAGCACGGCAUGCAGCACGGAAUGUAAUAGGGUUCUCCGAUACUCACCAAACGGAAUCCACAUCUUCUUCGUCGGAAGGCGACGUAGGAGAACUUGAAGAAGGCAACGGAGAUUCUAUGGUGAUGGGGCCCCCUGCCUUGGCUAAUUCGACAUCUUUUGCUGAGGAGAGUUUCGUGGUCAAGGUAGAUCGCAUGUCAGAGGAGCUGGACGGGCUUGUUCGGUACGUACGAAAAGCAGUGGACGUCCUUGCAGGUACAACUCCAAUUGCGUCAAUAUUUGGAAUCCUCUCGUUCAUGCUUGAGGAGUGGGAUCUGUAG
This is a messenger RNA of Serendipita indica DSM 11827, 3069 nucleotides long. The record is from the annotation of a GenBank genome assembly. Lineage: Eukaryota; Fungi; Basidiomycota; Agaricomycetes; Sebacinales; Serendipitaceae.